Sphenostylis stenocarpa is the source of this 1068-nucleotide messenger RNA. Lineage: Eukaryota; Viridiplantae; Streptophyta; Magnoliopsida; Fabales; Fabaceae. The record is from the annotation of a GenBank genome assembly.
AUGGAUUCGUCGUGUCUCUCCAACGAUUCAGUUUCUGGAUUCAAAGACAGGGAGUCAAUGGUUGACCCCUUUUUGGUCGAGGCUCUCCAGAACCCUCGUCACCGCCUCACCAUUUUGCGGAUGGAGCUUGACAUUCAGAGGUUUAUGAAUAAUGCUGAUCAACAGCAUUUUGAGUUUCCACAUUUCCCUUCUUCCUAUCUCAGACUGGCUGCACAUCGUGUUGCUCAACACUACAGCAUGCAAACAAUGGUUCAAGAUAAUGGCUUAGAUGGUCAGGGAAGUAAAAUUCUGGUGAGAAAGUUACCAGAAAGCAAGUAUCCUGUGGUUAGGUUAUCUGAAAUACCUGCAAAGCAAUUGGAAAAUGAUAAAUCUGAGCAGAAAAAAUUUGUUAUUAGAACUAGGCCUAAUAAGAACAGUUUGAACGACGCCAAUGGAGUUGGGAUGAAAGGAAAUCCUCUAAGAAGCGUGGAAGAGAGGAAGGAAGAAUAUGACCGAGCACGAGCACGUAUCUUUAGUGGCUCUAGAAUCUCUGACUCAGGUGAUACCUCAUCCAUGGUUCCAAUGGAUGGGAGAAAUUCUUCUACUAGCAAGGAUGAGAAUGAAACUAGCAAGAACCCCAUAGUUGAUUCAGAAAGAUGUAUCAAUGUCCGGGACAGUUGUUCAAAUCGAGUUGCCAUAUUCAGGGAUAGAGAAAAGGAUCGUAGUGAUCCAGAUUAUGACCGUAGUUACGGAAGAUAUGCUAGGAGUAUUCCAACCUCUGCUGUUACCUUGGUGCCAUUUAACUUGCAAAAGGCUCAACCUUCAUUUGCUCAAUAUGAUGCUACAUUUAAUCAAUUGGGUCAAAUGUCACAACCUCAGGCCACACUUGGAUAUAUCCCUCCUUCUACCCCGAUAAUAAAUCCUUUUUGCACUACAGGAGUGAAUCAGACACCUAGGGACGGUGCUUACCUACAGUGGCCUAGUGCAGCUAUGAUGUAUGCACAUUCAUAUGACCAAUUUAGACAUGCUGUUUUCCAGGCUCCAUUUGGUCAACAGCCGUUGAGCUUUGACUAUUCACAGAACUAUUAG